AUGCAACAGAUCCGAAAUGAUUGUGCUGAAGGAGAUGGUAUGGAGCCUGGGUGCCGAAUGAAUGAACUGGAGGAAAAUAGGGUAAACGAUAAAGAUACACAACAAAGUAUUGAAAGCAUAAUGAAGAUGUCUGAUGCCUUUUGGUUUGAGGAUGAGCACGAUCAGGAGCAUAUAAAUAGGUUUGUUCUGUGA
Messenger RNA from Ordospora pajunii, 192 nucleotides. RefSeq lists its product as uncharacterized. The transcript has a single exon. The record is from RefSeq and is a predicted model, not a curated record. Bases 1 to 192 code for a protein of 63 amino acids. NCBI's taxonomy places the organism in Eukaryota, Fungi, Microsporidia, Ordosporidae.